AUGGUUCCCGCAAAGAAGGGUGGCGAGAAGGGCCGUCCUGCCAUCAACGAGGUAGUGACCAGAGAAUACCCCAUCAACGUUCACAAACGUAUCCAUGGAGUGGGUUUCAAGAAGCGUGCCCCUCGGGCACUCAAAGAGAUCUGGAAAUUUGGCACGAAGGAGAUGGGAACUCCAGAUGUGCGCAUUGACCCCGGGCUCCACAAAGCCGUCGGGGCCAAAGGCAUAAGGAAUGCUCCAUACCGUAUCCGUAUCCGCGUGCGGUUGUCCAGAAACCAGAACGAGGAUGAAGAUUCACCCAACAAGCUCUACGCGCUGGUUGCCUACGUACCUGUCACCACUUUGAAAACUCUACAGACUGUUAAUGUGGAUGAGAACUAA
This is a messenger RNA of Nyctereutes procyonoides (raccoon dog), 378 nucleotides long. RefSeq names its product 60S ribosomal protein L31-like. The transcript has a single exon. The record is from RefSeq and is a predicted model, not a curated record. Lineage: Eukaryota; Metazoa; Chordata; Mammalia; Carnivora; Canidae. Gene Ontology annotation, cellular component: ribosome; cytosolic large ribosomal subunit. Gene Ontology annotation, molecular function: structural constituent of ribosome. Bases 1 to 378 code for a protein of 125 amino acids. Gene Ontology annotation, biological process: cytoplasmic translation.